Mangifera indica (mango) is the source of this 2581-nucleotide messenger RNA. Its product is annotated as inter alpha-trypsin inhibitor, heavy chain 4-like. The coding region runs from base 133 to 2391 and encodes 752 amino acids. NCBI's taxonomy places the organism in Eukaryota, Viridiplantae, Streptophyta, Magnoliopsida, Sapindales, Anacardiaceae. The transcript has 12 exons. The record is from RefSeq and is a predicted model, not a curated record.
UUGUAUGUAGCGGUUGUAGUUUUGUCUUCUGGGCACGUUCAUCUUCCCUUCCCACUCUAAUCAUUUUGCAGUUUUUUCUAAAAAUCUCCUCGGAGAUUCUGCACCUUUGGUGGCGCCGCUCUUCUCCUUCACAUGGCAUCUGAGUUUGCCAACUCAGUAGACUAUGGGUUCACUCUUUCCAAGCGAAUAUACUACGGCAAAGGCUCUGCAACCAGCCCGCCGGUGGUGGCGCCGCCAGUGAUGAAUAGGGCGCAGGAGGGUUAUUUGCCGGAGGCCUUGAUGGUUUACGCUGUGGUGCCGGAGCCUGAGGUGGUGGAUAACCCUGAUGUGCCCAGCUACCAACCGUACGUGCAUGGUAAAUGUGUACCGCCGGCUUUGAUACCGUUGCAUAUGCAUGGAGUGAGUGUGGAAGCCGAUUGUUGCUUGGAUUCGGCUUAUGUUACCGUCAGAGGAACUUGGCGCGUGCACUGUGUUAUGACCAGCAGGAAAUGCGAUUGCAGGAUCGCUAUUCCACUUCCAGAGCAGGGUUCACUUCUAGGUGUUGAGGUUGACAUUGCUGGAAGAUUAUUCCAUAACAAGUUAAUCACUCAAGAAGAUGCACAAUUUCAGGACAUCGUAGCAAAAAGCAAACCCGGUGGGCUCUUUCUGAAAGGCCGAAUCUACACUUUCAAAAUUCCACAGGUUAAUGGAGGUUCCACUCUUUCAAUUAAAGUUAACUGGUCUCAGAAAUUGACAUAUGAAGAGGGCCAGUUGUGUUUAAGCGUACCAUUUACUUUUCCGGGAUAUGUAUUCCCUGUGGGGAAGAAAAUUUCCAAGAGAGAAAAGAUUCAGUUGAAUGUUAAUUCUGGCUUAAAUGCAGUAAUUCAAUGCAAAUGUACUAGCCAUCCUCUGAAGGAGGUAAGUCAUGAAGCAGGAAAAUCGAGUUUCUUAUAUGAAGCACAAGUCCCAGCAUGGUCCAGCUCUGACCUCAAAUUUUCGUACACAGUUUCUUCGGAUGAUUUAUUUGGUGGUGUUCUGUUGCAAUCUCCAUCUUUACAUGAUUUUGAUCAAAGACAAAUGUUCUGCCUCUCUCUUUUCCCUGGAAAGAGCCAGACUAGAAAGGUUUUCACUAAGGAAGUUGUGUUUUUAGUUGAUAUAAGUGGAAGUAUGCAAGGAGACCUUCUUAAGAAUGUGAAAAGCGCACUAUUGGUGUUUCUUGCUAAUCUCAGCUCAGAGGAUUCCUUCAACAUUAUUGCUUUCAAUGGGCAGAUUCGCAUAUUCUCAUCGUCAAUGGAGCUUGCUUCCAAGGGAGCUAUCCAAAAUGCUACCCAGUGGCUUAAUGAUAAUUUAAUUGCAGAUGGUGGUACAGACAUUUUGCUUCCCCUUAAACAGGCAUUGAAGUUGUUGUCUGACACAAGUGAAUCAAUUCCUCUCAUUUUUCUUAUAACCGAUGGGACUGUGGACAACGAGAGAGCAAUUUGCAAUGAAGUGAAAAGUUAUCUAGCAAGUACAAGAGCAAUUUCACCUCGCAUAUGCACUUUUGGCAUAGGUUUAUAUUGCAAUCACUACUUCCUGCAAAUGCUUGCACAAAUUGGGAGAGGUCACUAUGAUUGUGCUUAUCACCCAGAUUUUGUUGAGUAUCGAAUUCAAAGAUUAUUUACAGCUGCUUCAUCAGUCAUUUUAGCUGAUGUAACAUUGGAUACUAGCAAGCAUGCUGAUUCACUAGAGUUGCUACCAUUUCAUGUCCCAGAUCUCUCUUCUGGGAAUCUGUUGAUUUUAUCAGGCAGAUACACUGGAAAGUUUCCUGACUCUGUUAAAGUUAGUGGCAAAACAGCUGAUAUGAGCAAUUUUUCAUUAGAUUUGAAAGUACAGAAUGCGAAGGAUAUACAGCUUGAUAGACUACUUGCGAGGAGACAAAUAGAUAUGCUCACAGCUCAUGCAUGGUUGUUGGAAAGUAAAGAGCUUGAGGAUAAGGUUGCAAAAAUAAGCAUUCAAACUGGGUUUCCUUCCGAGUUUACGAGCAUGCUUUUACUUAAAAGUGGCAAGGAACCUGAACCAGUCCUUGUGCAGGAGAUACUAAACAAAAUUGACCUGCUAAAGAAGGUGGACUCCAGUAGCCAAAGCACUAUUUUCCUUGGCAGUCUAGGCGUUGGAUUUGGCAACUUGAAAGCAACAGCAGAGAAUACCCCCCCUGGCUUCGAGGAAUCAAAGUCAUCUGAAGCAGCAGAUCUGUUGAUUAAUGUUGCUUCCUCCUGUUGCAACAGGCUGAUUGAUCACUGCUGUUGCAUGUGCUUCAUCCAGACUUGUUCUUCCAUGAAUAAGCAAUGCUCAAUUGUCUUCUCACAAAUUUGUGCCGCUCUUGCUUGCUUUGAGUGCAUCAGUUGCUGUUUUGAGGUUUGCGAAUGCUUCUAAUGGAAGCAGAAAGCUAACUGUAAACAGAAUACAAAUAUACUAUUGUCAUGUGUAUAUGUAUAUUUAUGUGCAUGUUAUGUUCAAAUACAGGCUGUUGCCGUAAAAUGUCACCGCAGAAGGUCUAUUUACUCUCACUUUUCUCAAGUAACAUCUCAAAAUUUACAAUAUAACAGUUAUUUGCAGCUUUGAA